AUGGCACCUAUACAACCAGCAUUGCUCAUGCAGUACCUCGAUGAUUACUUCGCAAUAUGGUCACAUGAAAGAGAAAAACUGGAAGAGUUUCUGAAGCUUGCAAACCAGAUUGAUGAAAAUAUUGAAUUCAUGAAGGAAGUAGAGGAAAAAGAGCGGUUACCGUUCCUGGACGUUGAAGUGAUUCGCUCUAAUGGGACGCUCAAAAAGAAAUUUCCGGUCCAAUUACAAUUACAGGCUAAAGAUUGGAAUAAUGAGGAGCAUGAUCGUCCAAAGCCUACGCUUAACGGAUGUAGAAUUCUGGGACGAGGAGCUGGACAAUUUGACAAGGAUAUUCCUUGGCAAUGGCUAUCCUAG
Protopolystoma xenopodis is the source of this 354-nucleotide messenger RNA. The record is from the annotation of a GenBank genome assembly. Lineage: Eukaryota; Metazoa; Platyhelminthes; Monogenea; Polystomatidea; Polystomatidae.